Messenger RNA from Phasianus colchicus (ring-necked pheasant), 1757 nucleotides. The record is from RefSeq and is a predicted model, not a curated record. NCBI's taxonomy places the organism in Eukaryota, Metazoa, Chordata, Aves, Galliformes, Phasianidae.
UCCCUGAAGAGAAGAGGCAGCAGAGAAAUGCACAAAGAAAAAAAACCAUUUACCCAGGAGGACAGUGCUGAUUUGAAGUGUCAGCUUCAGUUUGCCAAAGAGGAGGCAGCGCUGAUGCGUAAGAAGAUGGCCAAGCUGGGGAGAGAGAAGGACGAGCUGGAGCAGGAGCUCCAGAAAUACAAAUCCAUCUAUGGAGAUGUGGACAGUCCUCUACCUACAGGAGAGGCUGGAGGCCCGCCCAGUACCAGAGAGGCUGAGCUGAAACUUCGGCUGAAGCUGGUGGAGGAGGAGGCCAACAUACUGGGCAGGAAAAUAGUGGAACUGGAGGUGGAGAACAGGGGGAUUAAAGCUGAAAUGGAGGAUAUGAGGUGUCAGUAUGAGAAAGAGUGUCUCAGCAGGGACCACAUUUCAAGCAUUCCUACCUCACCCUACGGCGACUCGGUGGAGUCGGCCACGGAGCUGCGCCGACACCUGCAGUUUGUAGAAGAGGAAGCAGAACUGCUGAGGCGGUCAAUCUCCGAAAUCGAGGAUCACAACAAACAGCUAACAAACGAGCUGAACAAAUUCAAGUUCGAGCCGGGCCAGGAGCCGGGCUGGCUGGAAGAUGCAGCAUCCAAGUGCGGUGGGCCAUUGCAGGAGGAGCUGAAGUCUGCCAGGCUGCAGAUCAAUGAGCUGAGCGGAAAAGUGAUGAAGCUGCAGUACGAGAACAGGGUCCUGAUGUCCAAUGUGCAGAGGUAUGACCUUGCUUCCCACCUGGGCCUGCGCACUUCCAGCCCCAGGGACAGUGAUGCUGACAGUGAUGCAGGGAAGAAGGAGAGUGACAGCGAAGAAGGUCGCCCGCUCCAGCCAAAGAGAGAGGGGCCAAUUGGGGGCGAGAGUGACUCUGAGGAGAUUUAUGAGAAGACAUCAGGUUUUGGGAGUGGGAAGCCAUCAGAAGUCAGUGACCUGUGCUCCACCGACUUCAUGCGAGCAAAAGAGGACACCGAGUCUUUAAUUAACAUCAAACGUGAGGCUGAGCGCCUCGAAAGGACCGUAGAUCGUCUUAUCACUGACACAGACAGCUUGAUUUAUGAUGCAAAGGUGCACAUAACCAGCAGCCCAUCCACUGAACAGGAUUUCAAAAGUGAUGAGCGAAAAGAAGAAGAUAAGCAUGAACCAGAGCUUCUGGACACCAUCAACGCCAGGAUGAAAUCUUUCCGGAAAGAGCUACAGACCUUCCUGGAGAAGGUUGAUCACAUAGGGGAGGGCCUUAAGGAGCAGGUGGAGGACCUCUCACCUCUUCCCCAUCUCACAGAGUCUUCCAGUUUCCUAUCCACCAUGACGUCCAUGUCACGAGACUCUCCCAUUGGUAACCUGGGGAAGGAGUUAAUCACAGACUUCCAGUCCAAACUGAGGGAUCAGAAGGAUUGGCAGCUCAAACAAGAUCGUGGAGAGGAGCGAGAAAUUCACCACCAGCGAGUCAUCACCGACCCACACCGCAGAGCUGAUGGAGACAUAAAACUCUACAGGCCAGGAGACAAGGGCUGUUUCAGUCUAGAGGUCAGCAAAGCAGCCCCCUUGCUCACUGCCUCCUGCUGCCUUAGCCAGGAUAUAAGGAAUAGAAGCCAGGGGUUGGGGAAGUAAAUUGGACAAGACACAGCACUUGUGUUGUGAAAGUUUUGGUCACCUCUUUUCUUCCUCAUUUAAUUUCGGAGAAGCAAAUUGUUUCUGACUGUGGACUGGUCAACCUGCUCCCAGUAGUUCUGCAAAGUGGGAAA